AUGGACGAGGUCGUUGCGGCUUCAGGACAGGCGCGCGGGGAAUCUGCUGUGGCUGACGAUCCGAACGGAGCGUUGGCCUAUGCAGAUGAUCUGGUGCUAGUGGCUAACUCACCCUCAGAACUACAAGCUAAACUGAAAGUCCUAACUAAGGGAAUACCAGAGGCUUGUAUGACACUGAACAUCGCCAAGUGCCGGUCUAUGACAAUCAGGAAGCUAGUCGUAUUGGAGCCUCACUCCUAUAAGAUCGGAGGAGAAGUAAUACCGCCAAUGUUGCCCGGCGAGGAGGUUCGCUACCUCGGUUUGUCAUUUACCUGGAAGGGACGGAAACCUCCUAAGACCACAGCUAAGCUGGAGACAAUGAUAGGAAAGAUAAGUAAGGCGCCAAUGAAGCCCCAGCAACGAAUUCGAGUUCUGGGUGAUUUUGACUUGAAGAAAAGUGAGUAUGAGAUGGUACUAGGUAACGCGCACCGGAACACCAUGAAGGCAGCGGAUGUGAUGGUUCGAGAAGCAAUCCGGCGAUGGCUUAGACUACCGAAGGACACCUCAAUGGCCUUCCUUUAUGUUAGCUCAGCGGAUGGAGGUAUGAGUGUGCCGCAGAUGGGGAAAACUACACCCUUGGCGCAACGAUAG
Messenger RNA from Dicrocoelium dendriticum, 630 nucleotides. NCBI's taxonomy places the organism in Eukaryota, Metazoa, Platyhelminthes, Trematoda, Plagiorchiida, Dicrocoeliidae. The record is from the annotation of a GenBank genome assembly.